GCAGAGUGAGUGUGCGUGGUGACGCAUGUGGUUGGCCGGUCCCGCCCUCUGUUGAAGCGCGGCGGCUGCAGUCUUGGCGGUUGCAGAGCGAGGUCGCGGAGCCGGUGCGGGGGAAGACAGGUAGAAGGCGGCGGCAGCAACGACGAUACCAGCGGUUUUCUUGGCUCAGCGGCCUGCCCUUUGCUACUCCCCCAGGAUGUCCUCUAUGCCGGAUGCGGCCGUCGGAGACGAGCUGAAGCAAGCCAAGGAGAUGGAGGACGCUGAGAAAUACUCUUUUAUGUCCACCCUCACCAAGGCGCCCAAGAAGCAAAUCCAGUUUGCAGAUGAUAUGCAAGAAUUCACAAAGUUCCCAACCAAGACUGGUCGCAGGUCCUUAUCUCGUUCCAUUUCACAGUCUUCCACUGACAGCUAUAGCUCUGCGGCAUCCUACACAGACAGCUCUGAUGAUGAGGUUUCCCCUCGAGAAAAACAGCAAACCAAUUCCAAGGGCAGCAGCAAUUUCUGUGUUAAAAAUAUCAAGCAGGCCGAGUUUGGGCGCCGAGAAAUAGAAAUAGCAGAGCAAGAUAUGUCUGCUCUGAUUUCACUAAGAAAACGAGCUCAGGGGGAGAAACCAUUAGCUGGAGCUAAAAUUGUGGGAUGUACUCACAUUACAGCACAGACUGCGGUAUUGAUUGAGUCACUAUGUGCAUUGGGGGCUCAGUGCCGUUGGUCUGCUUGCAAUAUUUAUUCCACUCAAAAUGAGGUGGCUGCUGCAUUGGCGGAGGCUGGUGUUGCUGUGUUUGCCUGGAAGGGGGAAUCUGAAGAUGAUUUUUGGUGGUGCAUUGAUCGUUGUGUUAAUGUGGAUGGAUGGCAGCCCAACAUGAUCUUGGAUGAUGGGGGAGACCUGACCCACUGGGUUUAUAAGAAAUAUCCAAACGUAUUUAAGAAGAUCAGAGGGAUUGUAGAAGAAAGUGUGACGGGUGUGCACAGAUUAUACCAGCUGUCAAAGGCUGGGAAACUGUGUGUUCCAGCCAUGAAUGUCAAUGACUCUGUCACUAAACAGAAAUUUGAUAACUUGUACUGUUGCAGAGAGUCCAUCUUAGAUGGCCUAAAGAGGACAACUGAUGUGAUGUUUGGAGGGAAGCAAGUGGUAGUGUGUGGCUAUGGUGAGGUUGGAAAGGGAUGUUGUGCAGCUCUGAAAGCUCUAGGAGCUAUAGUUUACAUCACAGAGAUUGAUCCCAUCUGUGCUCUUCAAGCUUGCAUGGAUGGGUUUCGUGUAGUGAAGCUCAAUGAAGUCAUUCGUCAGGUGGAUGUGGUCAUAACUUGUACAGGAAAUAAGAAUGUGGUAACUAGGGAGCACUUGGACAGAAUGAAGAAUAGCUGCAUUGUGUGUAAUAUGGGUCAUUCCAAUACAGAAAUUGAUGUGGCUAGCCUGCGUACCCCCGAGCUGACCUGGGAGCGUGUGCGUUCUCAGGUAGAUCAUGUAAUCUGGCCUGAUGGCAAGCGCGUUGUCCUUCUAGCUGAGGGGCGACUUCUCAAUCUGAGCUGUUCAACUGUUCCUACCUUUGUUCUGUCAAUCACAGCUACCACUCAGGCUCUGGCUUUGAUUGAGCUUUACAACGCUCCUGAGGGACGAUAUAAACAAGAUGUGUAUCUGCUGCCUAAAAAGAUGGACGAAUAUGUUGCCAGCUUGCAUCUGCCUUCAUUUGAUGCCCACCUGACAGAACUAACAGAUGAUCAAGCAAAAUAUCUGGGUCUCAAUAAAAAUGGGCCUUUCAAACCAAAUUAUUACAGGUACUGAUGGACCAUAUUGCUGAAGGACCAGACCACAUACUGAACACAAGAGCUUUAGCAAGAAUAUUUUUAAAGAACAUUUUUGUUUUACUUUCUGAAAUGUUUUUUAUUUCUUCAUGUGAUCUUAUUAUCCCUUUUCAUUCUGGUUUUUAAAAAAUAUUAUUUCCAUGUCUGUGUCUGACCUUGCAGACAACUUGGACUUCCCUGCUGCAUCACCACUGAAAUAGUGUGGUUUUAUCCCCCUGCCUCUCUUGCUAGUGAGAGGAUUUCUUUUGGCAAUGAAGGGCGUUCAUUUCCUGUGGUGAUUUUCUUUAUUUUAAUUUAAACCUUUCCAGUGCACCUUAGUUCUAGUUAAUAUAUCUUUAAAAAUAUUAAGAGGACUAUUUUUUUCUGUGUGGAAAAUUUGAAAUUGCCUUAAUGAGCCCCAAUUUAUUAGCUGCUAUAUCAGAGCUCCUUUUCCUGCACUGGAACAGAGUUGACAUCUUGUGGCCACCUACGAUACAAACAUAUAUUCAACAAAUGCCUAACCCUUGUCCUAACUGUGUUAUCUGAGAGAGAGCAGAAUCCUUUUAAUUUCAGUGGGACAAUUUCAAAUACAAUCAGUUAUACUGGGGGGCGGGGGUUCCUUCAUGAAACUUCUAGUUGCAUACAUGGUUACACUAAGCCUAGGUGGAUGCUAGUUCCUUUUUUUGAGAAGUUAGGGUGCUAAUUUGAAGGGAUAUUGCCUAUCUACUAUGUUUGCCUUUCUAUAACCUAGAUUUUGGAUUUCUUUAAGCCAAGGUGUGUUAAUAUCCUAUUUUAAAAGGUAAUGGGGUGAGGAUUUAUUUUCUUCAGGUUGGGAUAUUUUUAAGUAGAACAUGUCAGUAAUUGCAUAGCAGAACUGUUAGUACCCACUCCCAUCAAGCCCUUUUGAGCUGAAAUGGUACCUCCUGUAGGCCAGCCCUUCACUUGCAUUGCACUGGCAAUGUUUAAAUGAUGUAGCACUACUAGUUUUUCAAGUCUUACAAAGAAUGAUUCAUUGUGUAAAGCAAUCCCUCCAUCUUCAAGGCUCCAUUUGUAGCAAAUGAAUAUUGAAGGUGGAAUUCCUUUCCAUUGGCACUGCUACUCUAAGUGCUCUGCUGCUUUUAAUUACCUUAUACCUGUAAGCUAGUAUAGUAUGUUGAAUUAAUGUGAUGCACUGGUAUCUCUCCCGUGAAGCCCAGCUUUCAUAUUUUAGUGCCAUAAAAAAGUGGAAGUUUCAGCACCUUGGAAGCACACAAUCAGCUAAGAGUGGUUCAGGUGAGUGUUGUUUAGAUAGGUCUGACUGAUUCACACUUGUGCUGAAAUCUUAGUGGGCAGCAAUGUCAAGAGAGUACUAUGAAGCAUGGUAAAUACAUGACCAACCUUGAACUUUCUGCCUUUUUCGUAAACUCUGCAGAAAACUUGAUGUAAAUAUUGAAUAUAACAUUCCUAACUCCACCUUAAUAUAAUGUGUCCCACAAUUGUAUGACCUAUGCUAGGUUAGGUAGGCUGUGGUCUCUCUGAUUGGUCCUCCACUGAGAAUAGUAUGUGAUUUGGAGAGUCUCGUAGCCACUAAAGCUUUUCACGCUCAUAAUGCCUGCUAUACAAUUUACUGAUCACUAAAUUACCCUUAUUCAUAACCAAAUAGUUGCACAUUGGCAACUAAGCCUUUUCCAGUAUUCCAGACCAAUGAUUCUGACUUGAAUACAGGGGCUCCCUCUCCUUUCAGUUUCCCAGAAUUGGAUUUGCUUUGUUUUAAGUUUGGCCGGGCCAAAUUACCUCUUCUUUCUUAGUAUAACAAGCCCAGGACUCACUCUGUGUAUGUUUGUUUCCUUUCUGUUCUUUUAAUCUUAGUUUGCCACACACCAGGGUGGCUUGUUUUGUUUUUUCCUUUUGUUAAUUGCACAGCUCUAGUACCACAGGCUCUGAUCCCAGAACUGGCUUGGAUCCCCCUAAGCCAAGCAGCAUAUUCCCAAAAGUCCUCCAUGAAGCCCAUGAGGGACCUUUCAUUCCAUUUGUCUGCCUCUGUGUUGCAGUGUCAAUAGAUACCUUAGCUAAGGGCUCCAUCUCUAUAUAAGCCAUGAAAUAAAUUCUCAUGCCUGGCAACACCUCAGUUCAGUUAGAGGGAGCAUGUUAUAGCAUCAACCCAGGUGGGGAUAGGUUUAUUUUGUAUAUGAAUGAUUUUUAAUGAACGCAAUAUUAAUCCUUGCAAAUGAGCAAUAAAUCAUUACGCAAAGUCUAAAUAAAAUGAUUAGAAAAA
Messenger RNA from Heteronotia binoei (common prickly gecko), 4033 nucleotides. It is a transcript of the gene AHCYL1, whose product is annotated as adenosylhomocysteinase like 1. The transcript is spliced from 17 exons. The record is from RefSeq and is a predicted model, not a curated record. Gene Ontology annotation, cellular component: cytosol. Gene Ontology annotation, biological process: L-methionine cycle. Lineage: Eukaryota; Metazoa; Chordata; Lepidosauria; Squamata; Gekkonidae. The coding region runs from base 197 to 1780 and encodes 527 amino acids.